Molecule: messenger RNA, 3177 nt
Organism: Xenopus tropicalis (tropical clawed frog)
Lineage: Eukaryota; Metazoa; Chordata; Amphibia; Anura; Pipidae
Gene: appl2
Product: adaptor protein, phosphotyrosine interacting with PH domain and leucine zipper 2
Biological process (GO): negative regulation of D-glucose import across plasma membrane; cellular response to growth factor stimulus; cell surface receptor signaling pathway
Cellular component (GO): endomembrane system; cytoplasmic vesicle membrane; nucleus
Source: RefSeq, marked provisional
GCACAGCCUGUGUGAAAGGCACUUUUCCGUUCUGGUAGAGAAUAAAGGUAUACGUAACUUGGUCUAAAUGUAAGCAGCAUUGUGAGCACAGCUUUUUUUAUGAAGUAGUUUGGCAGGGAGGAACAGCAUGCAAUUAGAAUUAGUUAGCUGCUGUGCCGGCAACGGCCCCUCCCCCUCCCGUUCCGAUGUCUGUGGGUGAAGGGAGUAAAUGCUCCUGAUUUCUUCAGUAGUGCAGGCUAGUUUAGAAGUUACAUUGGCACAGUUAUGCCGGACCUCAUAGGCAUCCGGCACUCAAACUCUCACUGUCGUAUUAUGGUAUUUCUGUGACAGACCUAUUCCUUGCAUCCGGGUGCUACGUGUUCUUUUCAACGCUGUGCGUCAGAUCUUUCCCAGGCAAUCACCUGCUAAGCCUGUUGUUAUUGGAACUUGGAAGGCUCUCUGCUGCCAACUAGCGCCCAAUCACCGGAACUGUCUGUAAAGUACGUGUCAGUACCCAGAAGGGGGAGCGAAUAGAUUCAGCUGAAUUAUUCAGUGCCAGCCCCAGAGAGGACAACAUGCCUGCUGUGGAUAAGCUGCUGUUGGAAGAGGCUUUGCAAGACAGCCCCCAGACUCGGUCCCUACUCAGCGUAUUUGAGGAAGAUGCCGGAACUCUUACAGACUAUACAAAUCAGCUGCACCAGACAAUGCAGCGUGUAUAUGGGGCACAGAAUGAAAUGUGUUUGGCAACACAGCAGCUCUCCAGACAGCUCCUUGCUUAUGAAAAACAGAACUUUGCGCUAGGUAAAGGUGAUGAAGAAGUCAUAUCAACUCUUCAGUAUUUUGCAUCUGCAAUAGAUGAGCUGAAUGUGCUCCACACAGAACUUGCAAAACAUCUAGCUGACAACAUGGUGCUGCCUUUAAUCCAAUUUCGUGAAAAGGACCUCACAGAAGUAAGCACAUUAAAAGAUCUUUUUCUAAUUGCCAGCAACGAGCAUGAUUUGUCAAUGGCAAAGUACAGCAGACUGCCAAAAAAAAGAGAAAAUGAAAAGGUAAAAGCUGAAGUUGCAAAAGAAGUGGCAUCCACAAGAAGAAAGCAGCACCUCUCCUCCCUACAAUACUAUUGUGCCUUAAAUGCUCUUCAGUACAGGAAAAGAAUAGCAAUGCUAGAUCCAAUAUUAGGAUAUGCUGAAGGCCAGAUUUCUUUUUUGAAGAAAGGAUCUGAAAUAUUUUCUAAGAAAAUGGAUGGAGUUAUUUCUUCUAUGUCAAGUAUGAUUCGACGGAUACAAGGAGAAUUAGAUGCAGAAGCAGAAUCCAUGAGAAUUUCCCAACAUGAGUUGCUGUCAGUCAGUGAUUCUGUGUAUGUCCCAGAUUAUGAUGUUGCCUCACCUAAUAUCAACAGAAACCUCAUUCAGAAGGCUGGCUAUCUGAACAUGAGAAGUAAAACAGGCCUUGUAACCACAUCAUGGGAAAGAUUGUAUUUCUUCACGCAAGGUGGGAACCUCAUGUGUCAGCACAGAGGGGAAGUGGCUGGAGGAUUAAUUCAGGACCUGGACAACUGUUCUGUCAUGGCGGUUGAUUGUGAAGACAGGAGAUACUGUUUUCAGAUCACUUCUCCUUCUGGCAAAUCGAAUAUUAUUCUGCAAGCAGAAGGGAAGAGGGAAUAUGAAGAGUGGAUUUCUGCUAUCAACAACAUCUCCAGGCAAAUAUAUUUAACAGAUAAUCCUGAGGCAGUGGCUAUCAAGCUAAAUCAGACAGCACUACAGGCAGUGACUCCUAUCACCAGUUUUGAGAAAAAGACUGAAACUGCACAACCCGGCGAAAGUAUAAAAGUGACAGCACCUCAAAGUGCAACUUCUGGAAGUGCCACAGAGGAACCACUGCAUGAAUGUGAGCCAGAGCAGCUGAUUGCUCCUGGGACACCUAUUCAGUUUGAUAUUGUUUUACCUGCCACGGAAUUUCAGGACCAAAACAGAGGCAGCAGACGCACCAAUCCUUUUGGGGAGUCUGAAAAUAAAGAUGGAUCAGUUGCUGAUGAAGGGCUACUGUUGCAGCAGAUGUUUGUGGUUCGUUUCUUGGGCUCAAUGGCUGUUAAAUCCAGCUCUACUAACAAAGUCAUCUAUGAAGCCAUGAGACAAGUGUUAGCGGCUCGUGCUAUUCACAAUAUCUUUCGCAUGACAGAAUCCCACUUGAUGGUCACCAGCAAGAAUAUCAGAUUAAUAGACCCCCAAACACAAGUCACACGGAUAAGUUUUGACAUUGACAACAUCACCCAGUUUGCUGCUCAUCAGGAGAACAGGCGAUUGGUUGGAUUUGUGUUUUCGACUCCUGAAGCUUCCGGAGAAGGAUCACUCAGUGUUUAUGUUCUGGAGAGCAACACAGAGGGUGAAAAGAUCUGUAAUGCUAUCAACCUCGCCAAAGGAAUAUCUGCGGCACAGGAGAACCCAGAAGCAUUGGCGCUGCUCAGGUCUUCUGUUCCUUUAUCCAAUGAUGGAAAGUUUAUACUCCUGAAUGAGCAGACGGAGGAGAAUGGUCUUAUGGAUGGUAAAGAGGAACCAGAAUCAGAAGCCUAGCAUCUCUGUGUAAACUCUUCUCUCUUCUCUUCUGUUACUAUUUUAAUUACAGACUGUUGUGACACUUGGUGAAUCUGUACUAUUAAAUCAGUUAUUAAAGGGAUUAAUUUGGUAAUAGUAGCUGUUUGCACUUAACCUCAUAGAGAUGUGAGCUAAGCUCCUUGCUGUCAGUGAGCUCAUGGGAUAUUCUGCUCUAAGGAAGCAGAAGGUCCAGACUCCAGACUGGCUCCCUACCUACCAGCCGGCAUGGAUUUAGUGCGCAUCUCUGCACCAUAAAUUGCACUUUUGAUUAAAAGGGAUGUCCGCCCAAAUAAUGGUUGCAUAUGUUUUGCAUAAUGCAGAAAAUGUCAUACCAAGAAACUUCUCAAUAAUCAUUGAUUCAAAUCUUAGUGAUUUUACAUUCCUUUUGUAAAUGAAGAAGUGUAUGAAGGCAGUAUCUGCUCCCACCGUCAUUCUUUGGGUGGAAAUCCCCUUUAAACCAUUGUUACUUUUCUCUUGUGUAGUAUAAGGAACAAUUUAACUAUUUCUAUACACUACAUUUGCCUCUCCGCUCUUAUACAUUUAAUUUAGAGGAAAGUUAAUGGUUUAUGUACGCUCUAAUGCCUCAAAUUAAAGUGUUUUUUUUUUU